Schistosoma margrebowiei is the source of this 3837-nucleotide messenger RNA. The record is from the annotation of a GenBank genome assembly. Lineage: Eukaryota; Metazoa; Platyhelminthes; Trematoda; Strigeidida; Schistosomatidae.
AUGACGGUGAUUGAGGAAAUAAAAUUCUCCGGAAAUGAUGAGGAAAAUAUUAGAGAGAUAUAUUCGUCACAUGUGCGCGUAUAUCCUAGCGCUAAAAGUGCUCUGGAUUGUAGAGAUGUUUCGGCCAGCUGCAAGAUUAGCAUUCAGCCAGCUGUCAAAUACUUUUGGGAAUAUCAGUAUUAUGUAACACGUCUCAUUGCACGUCAUCACGCAAGUUCACUGAUCGCCUAUGCAAUUAAACAUGUUAAAAAAACAGAUUCUGACGAAGAUAUACAUGUAGGUAUGGUGCGGCUGCUGAAUACAGAGACGGGAAAAAAGUUGCUCUUGCGUUCUUUCACAGACCGUAUCACAUACAUUGAUUUUGCACUCCGCACCGAGGCUCUUUUAGGCAUUCUUGACCACUCUGGAGCAGUUAGUGUUUUUAAAAUUGAUCAAGGUUUGGGUUCUGAGGACCCAAUGACUUCGUCGUUAUUCUUCUGCUUAAAUCAACCAGAAAAUUUUGUUCCUUUGGAUAUUUCUUCACUCGUGUGGUGUCCGUGGUUGCAUGGGUCCAAAACUGCACUCCCACUUGCAAAUGAUAUCCAUGAUGAUGUAUUUGUCCCACCACGUGACCCAAGCCUUCUGUUAGCAUAUUCUGCUCAUCAUAUGGUAAAAGUUAUAAAUGUGGGUUUAGUUGUUGAACUUCUUCAAAAUCACUUUUCACAAGAUGUUCAGUCGGAGGUGUCAACGUCUUGGAGUGAAAAACAACUUAUUGAUGCCAUAGAAGGAUGUACAACUGAGUCAUUAUAUUAUGCUGAGUUAUCGGAUCAUUCUGAUGCGAUUACUGCUUUGUCAUUAAGUCGUGAUGCUACUUGUUUGGGUUCUGCCAGUCUGGACGGUAAAGUCUGUAUAUAUUCCUUAGUUAGUCGAAUGGCUGGCAAUAUGAAGUAUAAACUGAGGCCAAUUCAUGUAUUUUCUCCUCAUGGUGGACUACCAUUGUAUGCUUUAAUAUUUCUGGACAACGUGUUACAUAAUGAUGAAAGUAUAACAUGGAGUUAUCUCUUAACCGGUGCAGAGUCUAAUCGUGAAAUACGUCUUUGGUCAUGUUCCGAUUGGUCAUGUCUACAAGUUAUACAGUUUUGUUCUGUGAUACCUAGUACAGAUUUACUAAAAUCUUUAAAUAUUUCAUUAUCGAAAUCGAGCAUAAUAUUAGCUGUUGAUCAAUCCGCCUCUUUUCUAAUUGCCACUGAUGUAACACGAAGAGUACUGUAUACACUUGAAUUGGCCGUUGUAAAAGAUGUUCUUGUUUCAAGUGAUGACGAAAAAUUGUUGUCCUCUUCAUCGUCAUCAAUGUUAUCAGUAUCGAAGAAGAUAUGCUGCAUCAUUUCUAUUGGAGAAUUUCUAUUGACAACACCGUGUCUCUUGUUUGCUUUAGGUCCUUCUUCAAGGAAAGCUAAAAUUGGUUUAGAUCCCCUUUCUAUAAAAGAGAAAAUCGGUCCACACAAAGUUUUAAUGGAUCAAAUAUGUUUGGAUAUACAUAUCAUUCAUAAUCGAAAUCUAUUAAAUGGUACAAUUCGAUUUGAUCUACCUCAUCGAUCUGAAUCAGAUAAACUCGAAUUAAUUACAAAUAUAAUGAAACAAUCUUCAGUGGAAUCACCUGUCCAUCAUCAACGUGAAUUAACAGAUCGUGCUCUCCCCACUGCUAUUGAUAGCUCUAGUAAUAAGGAUCUUUCAAGUUCAAUACUUUCUCCUUGUACUUCAUCACUUAACAUAAAUGCUAUUGCUCAAGAAAAAGUUGAAUUUCAUGAAGUUCUUAAUGAGCGUGAUUCCUCUGAAAUACUCACUAGGAAACAAUUAGGUCAUAAUUCUUUGAUGCCUAACACUUUGGAAAAUCAAUUAAUGAUGGAGAAACUAACGAAUUUAAAUAGUUCUAAUUCCCAUUUAUCUAUUAAAACUGAAAUUGAGGAUAAUUCCAGUUUGAAUCAUAAUAUGGAAACAAUUUCUCCAAGUCAACAUGAACCACCGGAAGCGGAAAACCUUCAAAAUGUUCUUUCUGUAACAUUGUUAAACAUAAAUAAUCAAUCGACUGAAGAACUCGUUUUUGAAUCUAUUUCGAAAACUGCUGAUAAAACUGCGAUUUCUGACUUCUCACCUAUGAAUUGUGUACCGUCAUUAUGCAGUACGGGUGAUAACUAUACGCUUCCGAUUGAAAUUACCACGACAACUCAUCAACAGCAUCAUAGGAGUGGUGUUGUAGUUGGUGAUAACGGUAAUGAUGAUGACGAUGAUAAUGGGGAGAUCGAUUUUGAAGACAACGCGCCCGAUUCUGUGGACAAAUUACUGUCAGACACAACAACGAAUAAAAUCCCAUUAAAUUCAAGUAGUCCAACUCGUGAUAAUAAUGGUAAUAAUGAUAAUUUAAGCAAUGAAGCACAUAUUACGACUAAUCACAUAGAUGAGAAUGACUUGAUCUUUUUAACAACAACGACAACAACAUCGUCAGUGUCUCCACCAUUGGAAUUGUUGCCGCCUCCACUACCAUCUCAACUCUCGUUAACAAUGUCAUCAACUAAAGACACUACAUUAUGGUCGACCAUUGCUACUAAUACUACUGCAAAAGAAACCCAUUUAAAAAAUUCAUCACCAUUGGAUAUUACCUCGGCGGCAUCAUUAAGCACUUGUAAUUUCGUUGUUUAUGAUGAUGAUGAUGAUGGUGGUGGUGGUGGUGGUGGGGAAAGUGAAGGUGUAGGUAGGGCUCUUGACAAUGCCGAUGAAGAAGGUGAUGAUGAUGAUGAUUGUCGCAACUAUCAAUCAUUUGAAGAUUUGAAGUCAAUUUUAAAAGAGGAAGAUAUUUUAAACUCCACAAUUAACAGAAUAGAUGCACUUAAUGAAACUACUGAACAUGACAGUCAUAUCAACAACAAAGUCAAUACCAACGACGACGAUAACAGAAGGAAUAAUAAUGAAAUGAAUAGAAUUUUAAAUCAUUUGGAAAUGUUAUCGAUGAAUUCAGAAAAACAAAGUAAACAAUUCGAAUACCUUUUAGAUCAGUUAAAUGAAACAAAAUUGAAACUUGAACGGCUUGAACAAACACAAUUCGAUAUCAUUGAACAAAUAAACAAUGUUAAUUACCAAGGAUCACUAAUGCCAUCGACACAACCAUCCAACAUUGUCACAAUGACCGAAUCUAAUGUGAAUUUAGAACAUUGGGAAAUUAAAUCUAUGGAAUUGUCUAAUCAGAUAAUUUCACAAUUACGAACUGUUCAAGGGGAUUCUGCACGUCGUUAUGCAAAAAUUUCUGAAAAUAUGAAUAAAAUCUUAUCAAAUAUACAAGAUUCAAAUCAUUCAAUGAAAACAAAUAUGUUGCAUAAUUUAGAAUCACGUGUUAAUGCCUUGCCAACUAUAACAUCAGAUUGUAUCAGACGUGUACUACACGAAGAAUUAGUAAGAGUAUUUUCAAAUAAUUUAUCGCGAAUUGUUGAACCAUUGCAGCAAUCUUUAUUUAAUGUGUUAAAAGAUCAUUUAUCUGCAUUGCCAACAACGUUAACAGAUAAUAUUCAACGUACUCUACGUGAAAAGAUCCUUCUAGUCGAAUUUGAGCUCUUCUUCGAAUAUCUUCAAGAAGCUAUUCUUUGUCUUGAAUUUGAUGAUCCUACUACAUCAGUUCAUGGACCAGCAAUAUUACACUUACUUAAUACACGUCUUGAUACUUUACUAAGCUCAACAAAUAACAAUAAUAAUAAUUCAACGAAUAAAAACAAUAAUAAGAUUACCAAUGCAUUACGUAAUCGUGUUGUUAAAUUAAAUCGUACAGUUAAAUGUUUAUUUAAAGAAAUUGCUUUAUCUGAUGACAAAUAA